CGCAAACACUAGUUGCAAAUUGUACCGUCAAGGAUGAAACAUUAGAGCAACGUUAGCAAUGAGUGAAGAAAAUGAUGAACACCAAUCCGUUUGAGAACAAUUGAAGUGUUUCAAAGCUCCAGCUGGAAGUCUGGGACCCUCCCCGUGCCUUUGACCUCACUCGAUGGAUUUUUCCCUCUUCAAAGAAAACGCCGACCCCACCAUGAAAGCCAUUCACACAGUUGAGAGGCUGGCGGACAGCAUCACCGAGAAGUGCUUCUUGCCUUGCGUGGAGAAAGCCGCCGGCUCGCUGGAUGCGAGAUCAUGCAGGAUCUGCACUGAGCAUGUCCCACAGGAGGAGACCACAUUAUGCAAAAAGACUGCAACAGCAGAUGGGAAAAGCGGCGGCAACGAGCGAGCGAGCGCCUCUCCUGUACGCCCGGCAGGUGCUGGCUCGGUUAACGGCCCAGCACCAACCCGUUUCAUCCACAAGGAUCAUGGCUUGAGGGGCAGGGGCUUUUGGCUCUUUGGCAACAUGGGCAACCAGGACGGGAAGCUGAAAAAGACGGUAGGAGACGGCCAGGAAUGUCCGGACGACUCCCGGCUCAAGGAUGCUGACGGUACAAAGAAAGGGUCGGGAGGCAAGAAGGCGCAUGCAAAGCACGGUAAGGGAAACGAGAGCCAUAGGAAGAAGAAAUCCGAGUCCGCCCGCUCGGUUUUCUCCAUCAGGAAGAGAAAGCAGCAGUCCCGGGGUAAGAAUGGGUCCAAGGAUGAUAUAUCAGAGAGCCGGGCCCUGCACAUUGAAGAGCUGGACAGCGUUCACUCCGUUACAAAGACCCCAGAUAUUAGUAUUUCAGCGGACGAGGGAGGGCUGACCGAUACCGAAGCCGAGCCGCUCGACAUCACCAACGACAGUCUGCCCGCUGCUCCCGAGCCGCCCACCGGCCAGCGGCUCAGCUCGGAAUCGGACACCGACAUCUACAGCUUCCACUCGGCCGCCGAGCAGGAGGACCUGCUCUCCGACAUUCAGCACGCCAUCCAGCUGCAGUGGCUGGGCAAGGAAGCCGAGGCAAAGCUUUCGCAAACCGCGCCGCAGGCGGGGGUAAACGGGGCACCGGGUAGCCUUGCUGUACAGUCCAACCAACAUCAGCAGGGUGAGCCUGCCUCCAGGGCCCAGCUAGCCAAGGAGAAUGCAGAACAUAUCAAAGCCCCUGUUGAAGAGAGUCUGCUUCCUAAUCUGGAGGAGGGGACGCAGGAGAUUCGUGUUGAUGCUAACGGUGGUCCAGUGGGCGACCUGUCAAUAACGCAGAAUGGGUUUGAAUCUCUUCCCGAGCCGCCAGCUGCUCCUGCAGAGGUUCUACCGCGAGCUAAAGCUGAGUUGACUCUCAACCAGGAUGCUGGCGACCACAGUGUGCCCAAUGGACUGGCGGGCUCCGAUUCCGAGGUGCCGAGUGAUGCCUCGGAGUCCGCCGUUGAGGCUAGCGCCCGCCGCGUUAGCGAGGACAAACCGGUCUUUUCCACCGGCAAUUCCCGCUCUCACAAGCCGCCGGGACCGUCUGCCGCUGUCAGGGCUCAUACCCCCGUCAGUGCCAUCUUUAUCCGAACGACGACCAGGCAGCUGAGCUCCCCCAGCCACUCCCCCUUGGCUUCGCCCUCGCAGAGCCCCCGGUGCCAGAGGCGGCGCCGGGGGGUAGAGCACAAGUGGAGCAGAGACCGGAUGAGAGCGGAGAAGUGCCCCAGCGAGAGGAAGAUCCUGAGCCGCUCGGCUGACUGGACCGAGGAGCUGAGGCGACCGACUGCAGUCCGUGUCAAGAAAACGGGGUCUGUGGACUCGCUACACCGCUCAGGACCUCCCGAAAUUUCAUCUCUUCGACCGGCUAAGAGGCCUUCCUUACCCGAGAGCGGCUACCCCGAGAUCUUCACAGGGCGUACAUUGCUUGAAAAACUAUUCGGGCAGCAAGAGAAAGUACAGCUUUCAGGUGAACAUGAAGCAGAGAAGCUGUGCUCCCGUAUUCUGGCAAUGGGCUUGCUGCUUCCAUUUGGGGACUGUUUCAGAGAGCAGUUUUAUGGAGAAGCACCACAAACCACCACCAAAUUUGAUCAGGACAAGUUGUACACAUGGGCAGCUGUCAGCCAGCCAACUCAGUCACGUGACCAUGGGGAAGAUCGCAUCCCUGGGAGAAUUCAGGCAGUGUGGCCGCCUUCGAAGCCCUGGGCAGAAGAAAAACUGAAGUAUGUAGAAUCAGAGAAUCGUGAUGCUGUCCUAAGUCUGAAAAGGAUACAGAAGGAAGAACUACACACUUUACAAAAAGAUAAUGAAGAGAAAACGGCAGAAGUGAAGGAACAACAGGUUGCUGUUAUCCAGAAACUCGAGCAGACUAUUGAGCAAUUAAGAACCAAAAUUGCUGAACUGGAGAAGCAGUCAGCCCUGCUUGACCAGGAGAGCACUGUAAAGUACCAGGAACCUGGCAGUGAGGAUGUAGCUUCGAACACGCCUGAUGUUCAAACUGACUGGCAGACGCCUCUUCUAACACAUACACAGAGAUUUUGUGUAGAAGCUAAAUCUGCACAGACUUCACCUACUCAAGAACAUGCUUCUAUUCAAGUGCCUUUAUUCAACAACCAUUCUUCACAGCCUCCAACUUCCAGCUGUAUGGUUUCCUCCUCUCAGGAUCGUUUGGUAAAUGUAACCACAGUACAAUCACGCACUCUGGGAGAUCCAUGCGUUGCUUCGCAAGUGCUGGCUUUUCAGCCUGACCAAGGUUCCCCUACUCCAGCGGGUCAAAGUUUACAGGAUCUCCCGCAAAUUGUAUCCAAUCAUUGUACAUUGUCUCCGCUGGCAAGCUGCCAAUCAACUUCUCUGCCUGCGGUGGGAAUUCUACAUUCGCCUGUUCUACCUAGUAGAGAGCGUUUGCCGUCGCCAAUUUCUCCACCUGCCUCUGACCCAUCGGGUAUUUCAGCCCCAUUUCUUCUUCCUCCUCCUCCACCGCCCCUUCCUCCUUUUGAUUCUGAGCAUGUCCCUCCACUUCAGCUGCCGCCUGGCUGUGGGUACCCACCCCCUCCCCCUCUGCCUGGCUCCAUGUCCCAGCCUUCUCCUCCGUCUCCACCCCCUCUGCCCGGCUCUGCUGUCCCUCCUCCUCCUCCUUUACCUAGCUCUGUUUCUCCUGCUCGCCCAUUACCCUGCUCUGCCAUUCCACCUGCUCCCCCACUGCCUGACUCUGGGCUUCCCCCACCCCCUCCUCCUCUUCCCGGCUCUGCCAUUCCGCCCCCUCCUCCUCUUCCCGGCUCUGCCAUUCCGCCCCCUCCUCCUCUUCCCGGCUCUGCCAUUCCGCCCCCUCCACCUCUGCCCGGCUCUGCCGUUCCCACUCCGCCCCCUCCUCCACCUCUGCCCGGCUCUGCCGUUCCCCCUCCGCCCCCUCCUCCACCUCUGCCCGGCUCUGCCGUUCCCCCUCCGCCCCCUCCUCCACCUCUGCCCGGCUCUGCCGUUCCCCCUCCGCCCCCUCCUCCACCUCUGCCCGGCUCUGCCGUUCCCCCUCCGCCCCCUCCUCCACCUCUGCCCGGCUCUGCCGUUCCCCCUCCGCCACCCCCUCCACCUCUGCCCGGCUGUGCCGUUCCCCCUCCGCCGCCCCCUCCACCUCUGCCCGGCUCUGCCGUUCCCCCUCCGCCCCCUCCUCCACCUCUGCCCGGCUGUGCCGUUCCCCCUCCGCCGCCCCCUCCACCUCUGCCCGGCUGUGCCGUUCCCCCUCCGCCGCCCCCUCCACCUCUGCCCGGCUGUGCCGUUCCCCCUCCGCCGCCCCCUCCACCUCUGCCCGGCUGUGCCUUCCCACCUCCUUUUGCUGGAUCUGGAGUUGCUCCCCCAGUGCAGAUGGGGCUGUGUCCACCACUUCCUCCUCCAGGCUCGGGUUUUCUUCCACCACCCCUUCCGUCAGGAUUUCUUGCUAUUGGAAUGAAGGACAAAUUGCCAAGGAAAGUUGCCAUUGACCCAUCCCGUCCAAUGAAGCCUCUCUAUUGGUCAAGAAUCCAGCUAAGCGGCAAAAGAGAAACAACACUACCCAUUUGGGCAGCACUGGAAGAACCGACAAUUAAUGCUCAAGAACUGGAAAACUACUUCUCCAAAUCGGCUGUCAAGGAGAGGAAAAAGCCAAUUUUGGAUACAUACAGCAAAACAAAAGCCAGACAGGUUGUGAAACUUCUGAGCAACAAGAGGUCGCAGGCUGUUGGAAUUUUGAUGUCAAGUCUUCACUUGGAGAUGAAAGAUAUCCAGCACGCUGUUCUGAACUUGGACAAUUCCGUGGUUGACCUGGAGACCCUUCAAGCCCUGUAUGAGAAUAGAGCACAACAUGAAGAGUUGGAGAAAAUUGAGAAGCAGAUCCAUAAAUCCUCUAAAGAUAAAGAUAAUGCCAAGCCUUUGGAUAAACCGGAACAGUUUCUCUAUGAACUAUCUCAAAUCGUCAACUUCUCCGAACGUGUGUUUUGCAUCCUUUUCCAAUCUACCUUCUUAGAAAAUAUCGCUGCCAUCAACCGUAAGCUUGAAUUAAUGGACAAGUUAUGUAAGACGCUGCAAACAAGUACUGGUGUAAAGCAGGUACUGAGUUUGAUUCUUGCUUUUGGAAACUACAUGAAUGGUGGGAACAGAAGUCGAGGCCAAGCAGAUGGCUUUGGCUUAGAGAUCCUUCCUAAACUUCGAGAUGUGAAGAGCAGUGACAACAGUAUUAACCUCCUCUUCUACCUGGUAUCAUAUUAUCUGCGUAAUUUUGAUAAGGAUGCAGGUACAGAAAAAAGUGUUUUCCCUUUGCCAGAACCGCAAGACUUGUUUCAAGCUUCACAGAUAAAGUUUGAGGACUUUGAGAAGGACCUCCGUAAACUGAAGAAGGACUUGAAAGUUUGUGAGACAGAAAUGGAAAAAGUCUGCCGCCUUUCACCAGAAGAACAUCUACAGCCUUUUAAAGAUAAAAUGGAAGAAUUCAUUAAUCAAGCAAAGUCUGAUGAAGAAUCGCAAGAAGCUUUCUUGUCUGGAACACACAAAAGCUUCUUGGAAACGGCAGCAUACUUCAGCAUGAAGCCAAAGUCAGGAGACAAAGAAGUCACUCCAAAUCAUUUAUUUACCAUUUGGCAUGAGUUUUGCACUGACUUCAAGGAGUACUGGAAAAAGGAAAGUAAAGUUAUACUGAAAGAAAAGAUCAAAGAGGCAGAAGCACACAUACACAGCCAGAAGAAAGAAAGGUCUUAUUCAGUCAAGGAAAAAGGCGAAACUGGAAUAAAAGCAAAAGUGACCAUGAAAGACAAGCGUAUGAAUGAAUCAUGUCCUUAGAGGGUUAAAUCCAUUCUGCUGUUGUCAUCUCGUUUUGAGUUUCUACCCAUGUAAUGGGACAACAUUAUCUCACUCUUCUGUGGCCAUUACAUUGAGGAAGUAUUAUUGCUUACAACUUGAUUGGUCAGUUGAGCCAUAAGAGCAUACUACUCUUUAUCUGCUACAUAAGGGCAUUGCAUUAUUCAACUGCAUGCUCAUUAGGCAAGCAACAGAACUCUGCAUCUUCUGGAAAGUAUUAGACCUGAAGAGAUCCUGGAUUUCUGGGACUCCAGGUCAGUCACUCCUGAACUGAUGAUUCGUCGAGGAACAUGACACAAUCGAUGAUUGCAGGUGUUUAAUCCUUUCACUGGCACUGUGUAAUUUACAUUAAAAAAAAUAGAUAUAUAUAUUCCAGGAUAGCAUUAAUAAGUAAAAAUUGGGCAGAUUCUAGAUUUUUUGUCUGAAUCACUAACAGUGCAUGAUAAAGGAGUUAUUUUCUUAAAUAUCACUUUCUAAACCCCCAACCUUCCGCCCCUGGUGACUUGUUCUUUGGCAACGUAUCUGCAUGGGCAAGCUUCAUCUUGAAGGGAUUAAUCACCAUAAUAAAAUGUUGGGAGUAUUUUUGGUUUGCUUAGGAAGGAUCUGGUAUUGCUCUGAAGGUGGGGAAGGGGUGAUAGGGGACAGUUAAGUUUGUCAAUAGUAGGCAUUUUCCCAGUAUUAAGGUGGAGCAUUGUCUGUUGGAGAUGAUGUGGUAAUGAAAGGCACUACAGUUAAGCUAUUACUAGGAUUAAGUUAUAAAGGGAUAAUGGACACUUACCUGUACACUUCAUAGUUCUUUUGUGUUUUAAAUGUAAAUUUGGUGUCUUACUUCUGUUCAUAAGACAAUAUUAAAUUAUUUAAUUAUAGGUACAUAAUAGCAUGUUGAUUUUAGAUUCUAUUGUGCCAGGAUAAUUUAUUUGUAAAAUGCUGUAAGUUGACAAUAGUCUGUUAAAAUCGCCAAGUGCAAUACUGUAUUUAGUAUUUCUAUUUGGAGUUUCUUUUCAAGGUUUAUUUGUAAGAAAUAUACUGUAGGUUUUUUUCUGGUUAAUAAAAUUUGGCUAAUACUCAAAGUAUUUUUGUGGUAUGUUUAACUGUACAUUAAUGAGGGGGCAGUGCCCAGUUGUGAUCUUUUCUGCAGGCAAACAGCUUGAAUAGAUUUUUGUGUCUGAAUCGCAUCCUUUACCCCUGUACACCAUCUGCUUCUCUGUAACGUGACCUACAACCGAAAGUGGAUUGUUCACCAAACCUGCCUUUUGUGUUUCUCAGUCACUCCCCAUGGCAAUAACCUGGGAGCUGCUUGUUGGCCACAGAAGGAGCUAGCAUGGAUAAAUGGAAUAAAAGUAUGGGGAUGUAGGAAAAAAGAGCUCCUUGCUGAGGUCUAAAUCCUGUGAUUUCCCAAUGUGCAACCUAGUAUGAUCACUAAUUAAUGGUCUAACUGUGGAAUUUAGCAUUUUAUGCUAUUACUGAUACUUAAAUCCAUGUUAAUGUACAAUGAAAUGGUCUAGAAAUUAACUGCACAGCAGUAAACAUGACUGAAUUAUACAUGGAUCCAUUACACAAUGCUAUCAGUAAUUAUAUUAACCCAAUAAGAAUACCUGAAGUCAUGUUAGUCUACUAAAAGCUGGAUGGAAACUAUUUAAAGGAGAAAAAUAAAAACACCAGCUAUUUUUGGGCUAAAGGGUAUUAUAGCAAUUUUGAAGUGGAUGCUUUUGUGUCUGGGUGACUAGUGAUUUCCUGUUUCACUUGUAAUAUAUGCCAACAAUAAAG
This is a messenger RNA of Mobula hypostoma (lesser devil ray), 7075 nucleotides long. RefSeq names its product formin-2-like. Gene Ontology annotation, cellular component: endoplasmic reticulum membrane; nucleus; cytoplasm. The record is from RefSeq and is a predicted model, not a curated record. Gene Ontology annotation, biological process: intracellular transport. NCBI's taxonomy places the organism in Eukaryota, Metazoa, Chordata, Chondrichthyes, Myliobatiformes, Myliobatidae. The coding region runs from base 164 to 5290 and encodes 1708 amino acids. The transcript is spliced from 19 exons.